Molecule: messenger RNA, 1958 nt
Organism: Dentiscutata heterogama
Lineage: Eukaryota; Fungi; Glomeromycota; Glomeromycetes; Diversisporales; Gigasporaceae
Source: the annotation of a GenBank genome assembly
AAAAUUAUGCAAAAAACUCUGGAAAUCGACUUUUAGUCAUGGAUACUCGUCAUUAUAAAGACAGUACGGAUACUAUAGUUGUUCGAAUCAGUCAAGCAAACGGAAGUGUCACCGAAAUAAAUUUUGAUAACAUUGAAGAAAUACAAGAUAUUAAUUAUUGUUUUGUUAAUGGUAAAAAUCCUAUAACUACAUACCCAUUAUUUGACCAGUACAUUCUAGUGACAUACACCCAUGCUACUAAUACUUCCGACAAUACAACUUUUACGGAUCGUGGAAUGGUUUUAGAUUGGAGUGGAAAUAUUAUAAGUCCUAAAAAAGGUUUUUUGCGUUUAUCUAUGGUUACUGGAACAAAUUAUGCCGAAUGGAAGCAAUAUGGAUAUAAAGGCAAUGGAAUAUUCUAUUUAUUACAGAAUGACACGCUUGAUCUUGAUCUUUCAUUAAACAGUCUAUUAACUACAUUUGCAACUUUAAAUGGUGGAUAUGCACUUGUAUACGCUAACACGAGUAAUGGCACAGCUUCAAAUAAUACGUUAGCCGCUCAGUUUACCGCAGAUGCAGGAUUAUAUGCCAUAAUGUUGAAUUACAAUCAAACAAAAACUAACAAAACAAUUAUUUUACAUGAAAUGUCUACACCUAAUGUUAAAAUAAGUUUCUCUACAUUGUAUUGCUCAAUUGACAAUGUUUUCGUUGGUCAUACGUGCAUUGUGGCAGGAAUCCCCGUACAAAAUGUUUCAACAUCAACACCUACACCAUUUUAUAUAAAAGUACGUUUUCUUUCCACCGGAUCUGUAUUUAAAUUAGAGUCAAUAUUCAACAUACCAUUAAGUAGCGGCAUAGCGAUUAUUAGAGCAAUGCCUUUUGGAGGAUACGCAUUAAUAUCACGAUCUUAUAAUGUGCUAGCUGUAAACUUCAAUUUUAGUCUUUAUGAUGAUUAUAAUAAUCAGUCCAAUUGGAUGUUUCCAUGGCAGCCUAUUAUCGCAAACCUUGUUGGCGUGUUUGAUAUAUUAGGAAAUAAUACAAUGUUAAUUGCGUUAAACGAAACUUCAACUUCUUGGAAUCUUUUUUCUAUAGAUUUGCCUCGACUUGCUCCAUAUUACGAUAUUGGUUAUGGCAACAUGCAAGUGAACUCUACAUAUCCUCCAAAAGACUCCAAUGGUCUUGCAUUAAAUUCCAAUAAAAUUAGCAUCACAUAUCAAAAUCCCGUUUUGCUUGCAGAUGGUAUUCUAUAUAUCUAUCAAAAAACCAGUAAGGGAGAUGUUCUUCGACAAUCGAUUAAAUCAAAAACUUGUGAUGCUAGCGAAUGCAAUAUUUUAAAUAAUGUUGUUACACUCUAUGUGCUCAAUUGUACUUUUAACCAACCGGGUGGGCAAUAUUAUAUACAAAUAGAUAACAAUUUUGUAAUGAGCGCAGAUGAUAGAGAAUCCAUAUUGGGAAUUGAACCAAAUUUAUGGAAUUUUCAAACAGAUAAUAGUACCACACAAAGUAAACAGCGUGAUGUUAGUAUCCAGGGAAAAUUACGAUUAACAACAAAGGGGUCUUUGCAUUUUCAAGGAUUAAAUGGCUCAGAAAAACAUGAAUUUCUUAUAAAUUUGAUAAAUGAUCUCGUAUUCAUAAUUCCCACGGAGGAAGGAAGGUUGAGUUCAAAUGAACGCAAUCAAAUUGAUACAUCUUCUACUGAAUCGAAAAUUCUUAUCUCGCUUUCUAUUAAUGAGGCAAAGAGUGGCGAAAUAACAGCCACAGUAGUCAAAAAUUAUUUAAACCUAUUGAUAAUAAAUAAAGAAUCGACGAAUGUAUCAACAGGAUCGACUACAAUGUAUUUAGAUGAAACUUAUGGAUUUCAAGAAGCUAUGACAAUAAGUGAUUUCCUCGAAUCACAUAAGAUAAAGCUAAUUUCGUUUUUUGUAAUCAUAGUUGUACUUUUAAUGGCAUUCUUAAUAGCAAAAUCAAAGUCGCCAGAG